UGGUUAAGUCUCAUCUGGAUGAACGUUAGACACAGCGUUAAAUAUUUGUCGGCCGAAUUGUAACACACGUAUGCACGUACGCAAUGAUUCGGUGAAUCAACAGACGUAGCGCGUGCGAGUUGGCCAGCCGAUCAACUUGGCCCUAUCCUCCAAAACAGUGGACAAAUUCCUUGCGAAUCCAUCAAAACACCUGCAGAUCCUGACCACUUCCCUCUUAUCCGCCGGUACCAAGCGGCGGUUCACGCGGACGGAACGGGCAAGGCAACGUCGAGCUACGGAACGGAGAGCAUAUAUAUAUCACGAGGUGAUCGAGGUGCCAUUGUACACUCUCAUAACGCAGCGGUCCGUCCAUCGACCUCAAAGGCAAGCUACUGUAUCAUAGCGCUCGAUCUUGCGUUUCCCGAUCCGAGAAGCCGACGCAGCUCCUUCCGGUGCGCACACACAAGGAAAGGAUGAAGAAGGGUGGCAGGAAAACCAGCGGGUGCUUCUGCUUCUCCUGCCUUGGCGCGCCCAUGCGCGCGCUGUCGAGGGCGUGCGACCUCUACGUGAGCGGCAUGUCCGGGUGCGCGCGCCGCAUGCCGGCGGGGGCGGUCGCGGGCGGCCGCGGCCCCGGCGGCUUCGGCGGGUCGGCCACGACCAUGCACCUGCGGGCGAGCUCGGACCGCGCCGACGACCUUGUCCGCGCUGCCUCGAAACAGCGCCGCGUCGCGCCCGAGCCGGCGGACGUUGGGGCGGGGCAGAAGAAGGUCCACCUUAGCCAGGCGACGGCGGCCGUCCCGGCGUGGAGAAAGCGUCCGGCGAUGGUGACCAUCGCCGAGGACGCGCCGUUCGAGUUCGGCGCCUGCGCGCUGAAGCGGCCAGAGAUGAGCGGGCGCGGCGCGGCGGUGGGCGGACUGGCAGCCAGCGGCGGUGGUUUUGGCGCCAUCAAGGUGGGGAGCAAGGCCUUCGAGACCCGAUCGUGACACGUGCGUGCAAUGAACGCGCGUGAUAAGAUUAGGCGUCCAUUGAUUGAUUCCACUGUCUUCCUCUUGAUUACUUCUUGUUAAUAGAGUAUGGUUAAUAGUAUAUCCAGAUACCGGUUAUAAGGCAUUGUCAUGUCAUCUAUAAUCUAUAUUAAUUUUUAUAGUCAGCUUACUCAUCUU
Molecule: messenger RNA, 1142 nt
Organism: Hordeum vulgare subsp. vulgare (domesticated barley)
Lineage: Eukaryota; Viridiplantae; Streptophyta; Magnoliopsida; Poales; Poaceae
Exons: 1
Coding region: 453-962 (169 amino acids)
Source: RefSeq, a predicted model, not a curated record